GCCGGGGCUGGGCUGAGGGCGGCUGCGCCGAGCCAGGAGGCCGGGCCUGGGGCCGUUCGGUCAAAGGUCCCUCGGCGGGGCUCGGAGUCAACCCGAGAGAAGUUGCCUCGGAGGGAGCGAAAUGGCUGAACAAACUGCAGAGGGGGCAGAGCUAAAAGUGAUGACCAGUAUCCACUUUGGGAAUUUGUAGCGGAUGAAUUGGCUGCCAGGAUGCUGCAUUGCUUGACCUGAAAAUGGGUGUUAAUGCAUCUAACUACCCUCACUCUUUCUCUCAGAGGGUAGGAGGAAAUUCACAGGCUCAACAGACAUUCAUAGGAACAUCCUCUUACCUACAUCAAGGAUAUGGAUGUGAAUCAAAAUUAUAUAGCCUUGAACAUAGCCAUGAGAAACCACAAGACAAAAAGAAAAAGAGUUCUGGCCUCGCGACACUGAAAAAGAAAUUUAUAAAAAGGCGUAAAUCUAAUCGCUCUGCCGACCAUGCUAAGCAGAUGCGUGAGCUGCUUUCUGGAUGGGAUGUAAGGGAUGUAAAUGCAUUAGUGGAAGAAUAUGAAGGUACUGCGGCUUUAAAGGAGCUUUCAUUGCAAGGUAAUUUGGCACGACCAGAUGCACGGACCUUGCAAAGAGACCUAGCAGAUCUUUACGAAUACAAGUACUGCACUGAUGUUGAUUUAAUAUUUCAAGACACUUGCUUUCCUGUACAUCGUGCUAUUUUGGCUGCUAGAUGUCCCUUUUUUAAGAUGCUGCUUUCAUCAUCGCCUGAAUAUGGUGCUGAGAUUAUGAUGGACAUUAACACAGCUGGCAUAGAUUUGCCUAUGUUUUCAGCUCUAUUACAUUACCUGUACACCGGAGAAUUUGGAAUAGAGGACUCUAGGUUCCAAAAUGUCGAUAUCCUGGUACAACUCACUGAAGAAUUUGGAACCCCAAAUUCAUUGGAUGUCGAUAUGCGAGAACUUUUUGAUAACAUGUGCUAUUAUGAUGCUAUUCUUGGCUUUUCAUCUGAUUCACAAUUUGUGGAAGCAUUUGGAAGAAGUUCAGGUUGUUUGGGUGAGGAACUGUGUGGGCAUAAGGCUGUUCUAUCUGCACGUUCCCCAUUUUUUAGAAAUCUUCUCCAAAGACGUAUAAGGACUGGUGAAGAAAUCACAGAUCGAACUCUGCAGACACCAACUAGAAUCAUACUUGAUGAGUCUAUCAUUCCAAAGAAAUAUGCAAAAGUAAUUUUACAUUGCAUGUAUACCGAUUUAGUGGAUUUGUCUCUUGUACUACACUGCAAUCCAUCUGUGGGGAGCCUCAGUGAAGUCCAAGCAAUGGUUGCAGGAAAAGGUAACAUGUCGAGAGCUGAAGAAGCAAUGGAACUUUACCACAUAGCUCUUUUUCUGGAAUUCAACAUGCUUGCUCAAGGAUGUGAAGAUAUUGUGAUGGAGAGCAUCUCCCUCGACACACUGAUUUCCAUUCUGAAGUGGAGUUCGCAACCUUAUGGCUCUAAAUGGGUUUACCGACAGGCAAUUAAUUUCUUGUGUGAGGAGUUCACUUCAGUCAUGACCUCUGAUGUAUUCUUUGAGCUCAGCAUGGAUUACUUGCCUGUUGUGCUUCAGUCAGACUAUUUGCAGGCUAGUGAGCAAGAUAUCUUGAAAUACAUGAACAAAUGGGGAGAGCAUCAGCUCAUCAAACAGAUGGCAGAGAGAGAGCCAAACCUGCUGAGUGGAACUGCACACAGUGUAAACAAGCGAGGUGUAAAGCGACGUGAUCUUGACAUAGAGGAACUAAAAGAGAUUUUGUCUCCAGUGCUGCCUCAUAUUCGCAUAGAUCAUAUCCUUCCCACAAACAGUGAGAUUCUUAAUGAUGCUAUAAAGAGGGGACUGAUUAGCACACCACCAUCAGAUAUGCUACCAACAGCUGAAGGUGGAAAGUCUCAUGCCUGGCUACGUCAAAAGAAUUCUGGGAUAUACGUGAAACCUCGCUUAUUUGCACCAUAUGUGGAGGAGGCAAAGACUGUUUUGGACGAGAUGAUGGUGGAACAGACCGAUCUUGUCCGGCUGCGAAUGGUUCGCAUGUCCAAUGUACCAGACACGCUAUACAUGGUGAACAGUGCUGUGCCACAGUGCUGUCACUUAAUGAGUCACCAGCCAAUAGGUGUACCAUCCAACCCUCCUUCAAUCAUUGCCAAUGAAAUUCCUGUACCCCCCUUGAAAAUGGUAAAGGAUAUGAUCAGGCGCCUUCAAGAACUUAGACAUACAGAUCAGGUACAGCGAGCGUACGCAUUGAACUGUGGGGAAGGAGCAACCGUAAGCUACGAAAUUCAGAUACGAGUAUUGAGGGAAUUUAACCUCCCAGAUGCUGCUGUCGAACUGCUUCAGAACCCUCAUAAGUUCUUUCCUCAUGAACGAUUUGGUGAUGAAAGUCCAGUGCUGGCUAUUCGUCAGCAUGGUCACUGCAGGAUGAACAGUUCACCGGCUGGAGAACAUGGUGAUAUUGAGCCCUAUGCAGCAUUCCAUCCACCUUUACCACCACCACCACCACCAUACCACCCACCUGCUGCAUCAACACAUGAAAAGCACAAGAUAGAUUUGAAGCAGAGGCUGCCUGGUCAACUUUCAUCCCGCUCCUUAUCGUACCCAUGUAAUCGUUCUUUGCAUUAUUUUGGGCUAAACUCCAGACCCAUUUAUACAUCUGGUGGUAAACUAAUGCCUCCUGAUUGCACCAAUUCUGCCAGAUUGGCCCAGAUACAAACAGAUAUAGGGAAUGCUGAAGGUGCCUUGAAUGAACUGAUGCCAGACAUUGCAGUUGGUGUGACAUCCUUGAGUAACUUGUCACUUAAGGAUAGAAGGUUUCCAGAACCUGCUUUAAGUACUGAAGUAAACCAAAUGGCUUCAGAUUCUGCUUCCUUUCCACGCCCUGCACCGUAUUUACACAGUAAAUAUGCACAUGGUGUGAGGAGAAAACCUAGUGAGCUGAAGGCAGAAUCUCGGGAAGGCUUUCAGGAGUAUCCUGAUCUGUAUGACUUCUCCAUUGCAGCUUGCAGGCCAUACACUCCAGGAACAAGCAGGCACACGUUGGCUCCUUCACAACGAAAGUAUUUUGGCCCAGAUUUAUACUGUCACAGUAGACCAGCAGCAGGAAGCUUCAAGAUGACUUCUCUUUGUAGUGAUACUUCUGGUAAACCAGUAGAAUCAAGGAGAGAAUAUUUACUUCCUCCUGAAGCCCAACAGCCAAGACCCAGUGACCCACCAUAUUUUGAUUUCCUGGAGCAGCCUCCACACAGGCUGGACUUGGCACUGAAGCAGGAGUCUAGUGGGGGCUCUUUGCAUACCAGAAGCAGGGGGUUAAUGGAAACAGAUCUGACUUAUGGCCUCUCAGCCAGUCAUACUCUGAGUGUGCCCUGCAGCUCUGAGAAUCGUGAGGCUAGCUGCAGUAGAAGGUCAUCAGAUGGUGACAUGCUGGAGCCUGGGCCUAGUGCUCAGCAUCACAGAAACAUUCGGAACAAUAGGGAAGAUACGCUAAGCCGAGAAAGGAGGUCACCAAACAGACCUGAUCUCCCGUACAAAAAAUCAGCUCUUUAAUGAUGGUAGUAAUCCAACGUGCUUUUUCAACAGAUGACUCCAUUGUUAACUUUACUUUCAUAUGUUUUGUACAUAAUGUUUCUACCUUGAACUGAAUAAUUUCUAGGUGGUUUUCUAUGACUUUUGUGAUAUCUUGGGAGACCAAGUCAUGCACCAGUAUUGCCAUCCUUUCUAAUGUUCAAAUAGUCUACUAAUCGAGUUUACCAUUUAAAAAAAAUGCUUGAUCUUUUACCUCCUUUUUACAGGUCUGUUUUAGAAAAAAAAACACUUCAGUGUCUUUGUGUAUUGAAUUACAAUUGUGUAAUAUUUAAUGGUGAAAAGUACUCUGGUGAUACGCAUUGACAUAUUUUCUCAUUUUCGAGAAAGUUUUUAGUCUUUAAAGACUGGGCAGUAUUCUUUUUAAGUAUACUCAGCAUUGGAAUACAUGUGCAAGGGAAGAAUGUCUUUUAUUCUACUGGCCAACUGCCUGUAUUCAGAGCACAGAUCCUUGUCAGUCUAAAGCUGUAGUCUUAAUCUUGGGACAAUCAGAUUGCUGUGACAAUCGGUUUAUAGGAUUAAUGUUUUAAUAUGAGAAGCUGAAUCCCAAAGGCAGAAAUACUAGCAACAUGGAUAAAGCAGCUAAAGUUCCCAAUGAAGCUGCUGUGAUAUCAUUUGCUUAAUCAUUGAUCUAUGGUUGGACACGUGAAACUUCUUGGCCUUUUUCCUCAUUAUUUGGUUUGUUAGCUGCUUUUCAAAUUUCUGCAUGGGUAGAUUAAUGUUGGUCUCUAAAAUAAGUUUCCAACACUUAAAAUAUAGUAUUAGCUCCUGUGAGGGAAAAACUAGAAUGCAAAUUGUGUAUGAUUUUAAAUUCUCUGUUUUUCCCUUGCUGCAUCCAAGUAGGUUUUGCAUAUUGCACAUAUUUAAGAUGUUACAGCUUCCUUUCUGUGGGACUUUCUUGAUGUCCAACACAUGCUGCAAGUUUCAUGUUCACUUCCCUGGUGACAGUAAAAUCCAGGCCUAACUUUACAGGCAGAUUUGUACAGUCAGAAGGGAUUAAAACUGUAAAUCUAAUCCUGGAGGCAGGGUAGGACAUCUAGGGGACUUGGAUCAUUGAUUGUAGUUGCUUUAGCUCUAUUUUGCCAAGUAUCCAGGUUCUACAAUAGUUUUCAGAAACUUCUAUUCUCUUGAACUUGCAUUUGUGAGUUGUAUAAGUUAUAAAUUUGAUCGUGGUGUUUUAAAUUUUAUUAUUUCUGAUCUACAGUGUAAACUAAUUUGAUGUAUUUGUGCAGAUUUUCUUUAUCAGAUCCUUCCUGUUCAACUUCCUGUCUGUGUGCAGCAGCAGGAUUAGAAUUAGGAGAAUUCAAAGCUUUGUGUGCUGAUUUCCAAUGCAAAGUACUGGUGGCACGAAGCCUUUAAUUAUUCAGUGUUACAAUACAACCUUGUUUAUCAUUUCAGGGUACUAGAGUUGGUGAACUGGUGUUAGAUUGAAAAUCUGAAUCCUGAAAUGAAGAUUCUAAAAUUACACACAAACUUUAGUUCAAUGGCUGCCACAAACUUGAGAGUUAGUUAUUUCAAUGUGUUAUCUGUGGUUCAUUCGGCUGUACAGAGUCAGGUUCUGGUUCCAAUCAAAAGAUGAUAAUCUAGCCUAAUGUACCAGUGUUUUGCCGUGGGAGUGCUGCACUAUCAGGAGGUACCACCACCUGGAUGAGAUUAAAAUGUUUUGUUUGCAUUUUCAUGGUUGUAUACUGGGGAUAGCUGCACUGUUUCAAUGUUUACUUUAACAGAUUAUCUUGGAAGUUUCAAGCACAUGAUUGGAAAUCAGCAAAGCUAACUUUUUUCCUAUUAGUUUUUAAUCAAUAUGUAACAGUGCUUGUUUUCUGCAACAAACAACUGGGUUAAAAUAAUAAAAACUGCCUGCAAAUCUGUCUGCAUUGCCACAGAUAACUGUCCAGCCUUUUCCAAGUAUAAGUAUAGGAUAAACAACUAUUGAAACUCGUCAUGUCCCGGUACAUGCACAGCAUCCUAAAGCUGCCUGAUCUAAUGCUAUUUUUGUAUAUUGUUCCAAACUGCAUUUGUGUUUGUAUCUUUCUCCCUCACCCACAUACCCUCUUUCCCUCUCCAUUGCAUGCUGUUUACCAAUUUGAUUUUGGUUAAAUUAGAAUAUUGGAAAUCAUUUAAAGAUGAGUUUUGUGCUUGGUAGCAAAAGCUUUUUUAAAAACUUGCAUUGCUAGUGUUUAAUUCUUUAAUGAUUUUGUUUUGGAUGCUUCUGAUCUAAACUGUUACUGGGAUACAGUAAAGUGCCUUCCAUACUAAAGGCUCAAGUAUCAGUAAUUUAGAUCAAAUGUCCUAUGCAAGUGUUUUCUACAAACAGCAUAACCAUCUUUGUUGAUUCUAUAAUGCUUCAAUGUAUAUAAUGUUUUUUAAAGAGAUGACUAUUUUUAUUUUAGCAUCUUAAUGAAAUUAUUGCUUAGUGAAAUGCAUUUCCCUAUUGAGUACUAUAGCAGUUGUACAGAAUCUCUGAUCUAUUUUUCUACUGUUUCUGGGGGGAAAGCAUGUAACAAAUUCUAAACUGGCAUAUAGUUGGUGUUCUAAUUAAAUGGCCUAUGGAAUGUUUCAUUUUGAUUGUGAAAUUAAUCCAUAUUUUUAUUAAAAUGGA
Pristis pectinata (smalltooth sawfish) is the source of this 6192-nucleotide messenger RNA. RefSeq names its product BTB (POZ) domain containing 7 (gene btbd7). Lineage: Eukaryota; Metazoa; Chordata; Chondrichthyes; Rhinopristiformes; Pristidae. The transcript is spliced from 11 exons. Gene Ontology annotation, biological process: morphogenesis of a branching epithelium. Gene Ontology annotation, molecular function: protein binding. The record is from RefSeq and is a predicted model, not a curated record. The coding region runs from base 234 to 3557 and encodes 1107 amino acids.